Messenger RNA from Gamsiella multidivaricata, 1485 nucleotides. RefSeq names its product aldehyde dehydrogenase, dimeric NADP-preferring. Gene Ontology annotation, cellular component: cytoplasm. NCBI's taxonomy places the organism in Eukaryota, Fungi, Mortierellomycota, Mortierellomycetes, Mortierellales, Mortierellaceae. The record is from RefSeq and is a predicted model, not a curated record. Gene Ontology annotation, biological process: aldehyde metabolic process. The transcript has 3 exons. Bases 1 to 1485 code for a protein of 494 amino acids. Gene Ontology annotation, molecular function: aldehyde dehydrogenase (NAD+) activity.
AUGUCGCUCACAUUCACCCCCAUGAGCGAGAUCCCAAAGAUCGUCCAAGGCCUCCGCUCGACGUUUAGUGCCAACCUCACCAAACCCCUAGAGUACCGUAAACAACAACUCCGAGGCCUCUACAACCUCCUCGCCGAGAAUGACGCCGCGAUCCGCGAAGCCGUUUUCAAUGACCUCCACAAAUCUCCCCAGGAGCUCAUGAUCGGCGAAUCCGGUGUCCUCAAACAGGAAUGCAUCGAUGCCAUCAAAAACCUCGACAAAUGGGCUGCCAACCGGUCCGUCAAGACCUCGAUCGUCAACAAGUUCGAUAAUGUUCAUAUCCGUAAGGAUCCCCUGGGCAUGGUGUUGAUCAUCGGUGCCUGGAACUAUCCGCUCAACUUGUUGUUAGCACCGGCGGUCGGCGCAAUUGCGGCGGGUAACACGGUGUUGUUGAAACCCUCAGAGGUGGCACCGCACACAGCCGUGUUGUUGACGAAGCUCUUGCCGAUGUACUUGGAUCAGCGGGCGUAUAGGAUCGUGAACGGCGGACCGGAGGAGACAACGCUGUUGUUGGAGCAUAAGUUCGAUCAUAUCUUCUUUACGGGCAGUGGCCAGGUCGGAAGAGUUAUUAUGAUGGCGGCGGCGAAGCAGCUCACGUCCGUCACACUCGAGCUCGGAGGCAAGAGCCCGACAUUUAUCGCUCGUGAUGUCGACAUUGCGAUCACCGCACGCCGUCUCUGCUGGGGAAAAUUCUUCAACUGUGGUCAAACCUGCAUCGCCCCAGACUACGUGAUCGUCGAACGCGGGAUCGAAGACAAGCUCCUCGAAGCCUGCAAGGCCUCCAUCCAAGAGUUCUACGGCUCCGCCGUUCAGGCCUCAUCCUCUUACGGCCGGAUCGUCAACGCCUCACACGUCCGACGACUCCGCGGCCUCCUCUCCGAGACCAAGGGUCAAAAGAUCGUCCUCGGCGGGGAGAUCGAUGAAGAGGACCGGUUCUUCCCGCCAACGUUCGUGAUGGGGGUGGAGAAGGGCGACAAGUUGAUGGAGGGCGAGAUCUUUGGGCCGAUCCUGCCGAUUAUGGUGGUGGAUCGGUUGGUGGAAGGAGUCAAGUAUGUGAAUUCGAUGGACCAACCCCUGGCGCUGUAUGUGUUCAGCAAGAACAAGAAGGCGAUUGAUUAUAUUCUGGAUCAUACGAGGUCCGGAGGCGUGGUCGUGAAUGAUGCGUUGGUGCACUUUAUUGUAUCGAAUCUGCCCUUUGGUGGAACGGGACCUUCGGGAAUCGGAAAUUAUCACGGAAAGAGGUCGUUUGAUGUGUUCUCACAUGAAAGGAGCGCACUAAUCAAGACCAUGGGUAUGGAGAAGUUACUGGAUCUGAGAUACCCGGUAAGGCAGCCCCUCUUUUUUUUUUUUUUUUUUAAUAUCUUAACGGCAUACACGCAAGUGAGCAAACAUUCUGAUUUUUUAUUAUUAUUAUUAUUAUUUAUUUAUUUUUACGGACGGAAAUAA